AUGGCAAGUGAAGCUGUUAACGGCAACAUUACAGCUGAUACCAUUACUGUCAAAUGGGAUGUUAAAGGAGGAGCGGAUCGGACUGAGCACCCAGAAAUCGGCGAAAACCGUGUACUCGCGGGUACUCCCAAUAUCCAGGGUAUUACCAUUACAAGUGAUGUCGACGUUACGGUGCAUUGCUGGUCUGCCUCCACUACAAGUGGUGACCCAACUGAGUCGAUUGAUGGGCCGACUGGGGGCAAAGAAAAACUCAACCCUACUAGGAUCGGGUCGUACCGCGUUGAGCUCCGUUAA
Molecule: messenger RNA, 294 nt
Organism: Trichoderma gamsii
Lineage: Eukaryota; Fungi; Ascomycota; Sordariomycetes; Hypocreales; Hypocreaceae
Exons: 4
Coding region: 1-294 (97 amino acids)
Source: RefSeq, a predicted model, not a curated record